Messenger RNA from Entelurus aequoreus (snake pipefish), 9257 nucleotides. RefSeq lists its product as uncharacterized. Gene Ontology annotation, molecular function: calmodulin binding; syntaxin-1 binding; diacylglycerol binding. The transcript is spliced from 10 exons. The record is from RefSeq and is a predicted model, not a curated record. Lineage: Eukaryota; Metazoa; Chordata; Actinopteri; Syngnathiformes; Syngnathidae. Bases 348 to 9257 code for a protein of 2969 amino acids. Gene Ontology annotation, cellular component: presynaptic active zone cytoplasmic component; presynaptic membrane; terminal bouton. Gene Ontology annotation, biological process: dense core granule priming; synaptic transmission, glutamatergic; neuromuscular junction development.
UUGUCAUUAUGAUUGUCGCUAAUGAUUGUCAAUGUCAUUACUACUUGUCGUUGUAGCUUUGUCUACUUCUGUUCACUCUGCUCAUGUCAUAGUUCCUUCGUGUCACAAGAACCUUCCCAAUUCCGACAUUCCGCCCCGCCCCUGAAGGCAGCACAAGCUCCGCCCACGUGGCGGGAUUUACUUUAAUCUGCGCGCGCCAGCGUGGAACCUGUAACACGACGAUGGCGUCCCGCGGCUCUUCACCUCAACUUCCUUCUUCUCCACGCUGACUGCCGCGCAGGAAUCGAACCCGCGACUCGCAGGCUGUGAGGUGCACGCGCAACAAGUGACCCGAGGAAAAGUGCGCGAUGUCUCUGCUGUGUGUCAGAGUGAAGAAAGCAGAACUCCUGGGACCUCCAGACAAGUUCAACUCCUACGUGACCCUGAAGGUGCAGAAGGUGAAGAGCAGCACAGUCACAGUGAGAGGGAAUCUUCCUUGUUGGGAGCAGGACUUCAUGUUUGAGAUCAGCCAUCAGGACUCGGGUCUGGUGGCAGAAGUUUGGAACAAAGGUUUAAUUUGGGACACUCUGAUCGGCACGGCGCUCAUACCACUAGACACCAUUCGACAGUCUAAUGAGGAGGGUCCAGGCGAGUGGACGUCUUUGGACUCUGAGGUGCUGAUGAGACAAGAUGAGAUCUUUGGAACAACCAAGCCAACACAACACCAAGUGCUGCUGGACGCACGCUUUGAGCUGCCUUUUGACAUUCCAGAAGAUGAAGCUCAAUAUUGGACUCGCAAGCUGGAGAGAAUCAACAGCAUGAACAUACAUGAUGAGUUUUCUCUACAGGACGUUCAAAGAAGACCGAUGCCUUCUGCUCCCUCGCAAUGUUCUUUCGACGACCACGACAGUGUGGUGGACGAGCAUGACAGCGACUACCGCAGUGAAACCGGCAGCAGACCCCCACGCUUCCACAACACCUCGCAGACCAACUCGUCCAUGCACCAGUACCCGAUAGGAGGCAAUGUACAGCAGCAGCACCUGUCGCGGGAGUCGGACUCGGCGCAAAGCUACGAGAUGGACUAUCCAGACCAUCGGGGGUCCAGACGCCCAAGCAGUAGGCAUGGCGUCAGAAUAAUCCCAGUUGACUCCGGAAUGGGUGUGGAGGAUUGGGAGGGCCGAUACAAAGUGUCUGACUCGGUAGUCUUGGAUGAUUACUUGGAUGCUGAGCAGAAAAUGUGGGAGGAUGAAGACAAAAGCAUCAUCUACUGCAUCACUGACCGACCGUGCCAGUCCAAAGGCAGCAGGUUCUACCAGACAGUCGAAUGUGAUGCGUUUUCACCUGAGGAAAGGGAAGCCCCUGACAGCAGACGGCGGUGCGGCCUCGGCACCGGAGAAGUCCGUUUGGUUUACAGGGAAGCGGGUAGCUUUGAGGACGAAUCUUCCCCGCCUGAGAUUGACAUCAUUCCUUCGGUUAAACAUCUCCACCAGCAAGUGGACAGAGAAGGUCUUCUCUACAAGACGAGACUGUGGGCAAAGACGGCUUUAGAGGAAAGUUAUGCAGCGUUUCGUGAGGAAGAGGACGCUCGGGAGGCUGCGAGGAUGAGACUGAGGAAUGAAUAUGGAUCUGUGGGAUCAGACGGAAUGCAGUACUCCUUUGGAUCUGAUGAGGAACUGGACGACCUGAUGUUCUCUGAAGAUGUUACUUACGAGUAUGAGUCAUACCACUAUACUGGUAAAUCUGUAGGCAGAGGAAGAAGUGGACAAGAUCAUUUAUUGUCGCCUGUAGAGGAACCCAGUGAGGACUACAUAGACCCCAUGGAUGAACUCAAAUGCUUAGUGAACUCAGUGUCUGAAUACUUGGCUGUUAAAGAGGAGGAGAUCAACAGCUAUGAGUCUAAACCUGUGAGGCGGAAACUGCCAUCAUUGCCGUCUACUAGUAAAGCCGAGCAACUUAUAAAAAGUAAUGACAUCAAACCUGAGGAAGAAGUGGCUGAACAAGGAAUAUCUAAUGUUAAAAACGUCAUGACUUCGUUAUUCAAUUCAAUUACAGGCUCAAAAGAUACCUCAGCUACCACGGCGCCUCCCAAAGACCCUGCAGCAGACUCUGGCAUCUUAAAACGUAUUUCCAUGACCCCGAAAAGUAGCCCAGGAGCCACAGAACCCUCAAGAACGACGUCUACAGACACGUCUUCCCCCAAGGCGAGGCCUCAGCCCGAGUCUGGACUUUCCAAGUUGCUUUACUUCAUUCCAAAAAGUGGCGGCACAUCACCCCCAGUGGCCAUUGUUCCGCCCGCCUCUCAGGAGCCCCCAACCGAGAAGAAGUUUUCUUUGCAGUCUCUGAUGCCUUUUCAGUCAUCUGAACCUACUCGGCAAGCUGAAGCUAAUCCGACACUUAGUAGCACAGAUGCUAGUGCUGACCAGACCACUUCUGGGUUAGAGUCUGUGUUUGGACGCCUCAGUCCUUUAAGAUUGUUUUCCAGUACCCCUCAAUCAAGAGAGCCAUCCCCCCAAUUAUCAGAGCAAAGAAGUACAUCUGCUGCAAGCAAUGAGUCUCUGCCCUGGUCUGCUAGUCCCAAUUGGGAACCUCUAUCUGAGAUGACACCAGGGUUAGGGAGUGAGUCAGUUGAUCUUUUGCCAGAUACAGGAAGUGGAUCAGUAGAGCUUCUUCCAGAGACCGAAUCAUCUGGUGAGCUACCUGAUGUUCAACAAAGAGCUCGUAUCUUACAUGAACCAAAACCUGUAAACAGCUCGGAUGAUACGGGCCUGUUCAGUCCUUUUAGGAAGUCUCUCUCAAGUUUAAUAUCUACAAAUCCUCCUGAAACCUCAGCACAGCUUGGACCUAAACCUGCAGAAGAGUCAUUUUUAGGCAGCAAACUCAAAAUCCCAUUUUUCUCCACUGAAGACACUUCCACAGCAAACCAGACAAAAUCUGAGGGAGGCGUCUUAUCAGGGUUUCUUAAGUUUGCAGCUGGGGAGGAUACCAGCGCUCCAACAAAAAGUCCAUCCCCAACCACAGCGAGAACCCCCUCACCAAGUCGCGCUGCGCUUCUUGAAAGUACCCCAAAAGUAAACGCAGAAACUGGUUGGUUUUCAAACCUGUUUAAGGUAUCCCAGGGUGAACCAGCUAAGGAAGCGAUAUACACCCAAAAGCCUCCUGCUGUGACACUAACCAAACCUACUGGUCUCACUGAGAUGCAUACUGAGCAAAACAUCCCUGAGGGAUCAGGUGGUACCACUGAUGAGAUUGAAAUAUUGUCCAGCGAGCAAACCUUGUCAGACAAAGAUAAACCGUGUCAUUCUGAUGCCAUGACAAAGGACCGUUCUAAUCUUAAAGAACAAACCAGAUCACAACCAGAAGUCUCUCAGCCUCAAGGGAUUCUCUCUGGGUUGUUGAAACUAGGGCCUGCGGAAGAGUCAUCCAAGAAAGCCCAAGGAGGGGACGGUCAGCCUCAAAUGGGAGGGCUAUUUUCAGGCCUGUUUUCAGCUCCAUCUCAGUCUUCUUCUCCCAUACAAAACACUACAACACAACCUUCAGGAGGACUGCUUUCUGGGUUUCUGAAAUUUGCCUCUGACAACAUGUCGGCUCCUCCAAAUCAGCCACCGUCCACCUUGCCAGAAAGCCAAUCUGGGCAAAUACCAGUUCAAGAACAACCUGCUAAUGCACAGCUGCCUACUGGUGGACUGUUGUCUGGACUCUUAAAAAAAGCAACUGACUCGGUCACUGGUUCUCAGCAAGCUCCCGCCAGUCAAGAGGCUAACCAAACCCUAAAAAGGAAUGAAAAUAAACAAAACUUAAAUCGUUCUGAGUCUACUCAGUUAGGAGAAGGUAAAUCGGGUUCAAUGGAAGCUUCUCCCUCUGACAAGCUUGAGCAUCAAAUAGAAGUAGCCUCAGAUCAACAAAAGCCUGAUCAAGAAAAACUAAAUCAACCAAAAGCAACAGUUACAACACCAAGACAGAGUUCUUCUCACUCACAGAAAGGAUUUUCAGCUCCCCAAGCUGCACAGCCAACAAAUCAGCAGCCAGGUAACUUGUUGUCUGGGCUUUUUAACAAGAUUGUAGAACCUACUUCAGCCCCAUCUCAGCCACAAACAACACCCUCUCAACAAGGAGGCUUCUUCUCAGGCCUUUUUGGAAUCGGGAACCAAGACUCGGCUCCUGCAAGUUCACAAAACGAGCAACAAAGUGCUCCACAAGGACGACAACCACCUCAGCAAUCAGGCAUUACACCAAACUUACACAGACAAAACCAAAUACCUCCACAGCAGCCCCAAAGCAGUCCUGGAGGAAUGCUUACUGGAUUGUUAAGCAAAAUUACAGAUCCAGGUGCCCCAACGUCUACUACUCCUUUAGGUAGUCAACAAGUUCAGCAAAGAGCAAGCCCUAAGGCAACCCACCAACCACCUAAUCAGCAAGGUUUCCUCACUGGACUCUUUUCUUCAGGACCUCCUCCAACACAGCAGCAACCAUCUGUUGGUCCUUCCAACCAGCAGCAACAACAGCAAGGUAGCAGGCAACCACUGCGAAGACAAAGCCAGAUUCCCCAACAACCUGCUGCUUCUGCAACCGAGCCGCAACAAGGCGGCCUGUUGUCAGGACUGUUCAACAAAUUAACGAUUACAGAUAUUGCACCACAGCAAUCAAGCCCACAGACGGGAUCUAAAAAGAGCAGUAUAUCAAACAUUGCUGCAUCUGAAAAUCAAAAGGCUAGUCCACAGUCCCAAGGCAGUCUACAAGGAGGUUUCAUUUCUGGGUUGUUUAGUCAAACACCACCUCCACAGCAGCAACCAGCAGGAAAAACGAUAGGUCCUCAACAGGCUGCAACAGAACAAACUAGUCAAAGCGGAGGUUUGCUGUCAGGCAUUCUGAAGCUUGCAUCAGGUGAGAAUGCCCCACAGGAACCUCCUAAAAGUCAAGGAAGUCGACCAGGGCAAAACCCUGCCCAGUCUGAAUCAGGUGGGCUCUUAUCUGGCUUGUUAAACAAAGUUUCAGCUAAUGUGGAACAGGCAACCUCACCUGCUGAACAGGAAAGCAGUAAAAAAACGCAACGACAGCAGCCAGCGCAUGCAGGGCAGGGACGUCCACAGAUUCAGAGGUCAAAACAAGUGGAGAUGCAACCCUCACCUGAUCUAGCUUCAGAGAAAGAUCCAAAAGAAACUCCUCAAAAGGGAUUUUUAUCAAGUCUUUUUGGCACCCAGGAGGACUCAAAGAUCCAGAAGCCACCAGCAUCCAGCAUUGGCAAGCUUGAGACAAAACCGUGCAACACAAAUAGCUCAUCUACAAGUCUUUUAUCAAGCAUUUUCAAACCAAGUUCUAGUGACAGCACCACUCCUGCUCCUGAUAAGGAAACAGAAAAAGGCCUUCUCAACCGUCUCCUGUCAAAGACUAAGGAGGAUAUACCUUCAAGUACUGCUGUUGCUACAGGUGUUGGUACCUCAGUGGAACCGCCCCAGCAGGUCUGUAAAGAUCCUACAGUCUCUCCCACCCAGCGUUAUUUUGAGGAAAUUGAGCGUCUCCUGUACGGGACAGCAGAUGAGUAUGGCUACAAAGACCUUAUGUACAACUUCACAGAGCAUGGUGUGAUUCCACCCGAGCUCUAUGAGCAUCAAUGUCUCAUUGAGGCUCUUCUGUGGCAGCAGCUAAACGACUAUGCUCUCGCUGAAGCUCUGGCAGGUCAAGCUCAGGAAAGCUACCGAGAAUCCCAAACACAUUUUACUACUACGUUGCGCUCACACCAAGGGGAGAGUCACGCAUGGCUGAGUCCUAAUGUGAUGGACAUGGGUAGAUUUAAUGUCCCGUCACAUCCUUGGAAGGAUGCGGCCUCCCAACUGUUUGAAAACAGAAAUCGCUUCUUGGAACCAGAUGAAGACCUGGUUUUGUUUGACAUGAGCUGUAGAGACAAACAUUUGUGGAAUAGCUGUGACCACUUACAUGACCUCGGCAGUAAUAGACAACCUUGGAUUAUGGGAGCUGAGGGUCUAAACCUUUCCACAAAGAAGGCCAAGACCAAACUAAAUCGAUGUCAGUCUCUCACAGAGUGCGACACAGUGCAGAAGGCUGUUUCUUUCACAGAUGUAAAAGUUGAUAACUUCAGUUUGAAAUCAGCCACUGAGUUUUUGAAACAACUAGCCAACAAAAAGGGUCCAGUAGAUCUAACAUGUGGCGCUAUGGAUCUAAGCAGAUCAGCAGGGGCUGCAGCGUUGGGUGAUGAUGAAUUGUUCUUUGAGGACACGGAAUGGUAUCAACAAUGGCUUUCUCUGUUGGAGCAAGGCAUGUGGUGGCCAGCUGAAGCCGGGGACUGUGGAUAUUAUGUGUACACAAAUGAAGACUAUAUCUACUCUCUUUUAACCGACAGAGCAGGUAGACAUCUCUAUGCCUGUGCUGCACCAGAAGAAGUCCAGGCUCUAAGCAACAUUACUGAAAACAUUGCAAACAUUCUGACACAAAAAGAAAAGGAGAAGGUGACGUUGUGUGGUUUUAAAAUACCACUCUGUCUAGAAGAAAAGGGUCUUUGGUCUCCAGUACCCCUUCCGACCAACUCAAUGCUUUCAGACGCACCAGUGGAUCUAACGUCUGCACUACAAAAGGGUGAAAAAAUCAUGAAUAUGAAUUUGGAAUGCUUUUCUCAGAUGUUUCAGGAAUCUCUGUCUUCACAGUCCGAUGCCCCUGUCGACUUUACUGUGUACAAGCUCAAGAAGAUCACAGUGGGAGCAGUAGAAAACCCUCAUAACUGCCACGAGCUGCCAAUGAAAGCAGCUGAUCUUACAAAGAAAUCCCUCAAAGGGGCACAUGGAGGUCCAUACUGGAAGAAUCAAGAGAUGAAAGAUAAGCCAACAUCCCCAACUCCUUCUUCUCUAAGGGCAUCCAGACAUCUGUCUCCCAAACACCAUCACCCUCUUCCUGAGAUCCGGAUUGCACAUGCAGAUGAUUCACCUGUGGACAAAUUUUCCAAAAAAUCAAACUCUGUAACUUCAAAUAUUGCAACAAAUAUUCCAAAAGCCACUAAUUGUGAUACGAGUAAAUCUUGUCCACUUCUGCCCUCAACAGCUAGCAAGUUGUCUUCAAACAUUUCCAGAAACCUUCCUCAGACGCCAUCAGCGUCAAAGAUACCAACACCUGCGCAAAGGAAACUCCCCACUUUACGAGAUGUUACUUUAACUCCUUCAGCCCAGACCACAAGCACUCAGAGUUCAAUCGUUUCCUCUUCUGUAAACUCGUCUUGUGUUUCCUCUCAGCAGAGACCUCGGCUUGCGAGGCAGCAGUCUGAAGCAGAAAAGCCCCGGGAAUUAUCACAAGCCAGUAAGACUACUGGGAUUUGCGACAUUAACGAAAUAAGUAGCUGCUCAGCAGAGCGACCAUGCUCCCCUUCCAUAAUUCAGUCUUCAAUUCCAAAAUCCCCACGCAAAGGACCACCACAGUUACAUAUCCUAAAUCCCAGGGCAAGUACUGAAUAUGAGCUGUACAACAGGAAUCGUUACAUUGGCUCAUCUCUUGGCCCUUUGGUGGGUCAAAAAUUAUUGGAUUUUUCCUCAACAAGCGAUAAGAAAAAACAUUCAAAUCAAAAAGAUGUGCAAACAGAAUCUUCGCAGCAAAAAUCUGACGUUGUUGACUUUACAAAAUACAAGUUGAAAAAAAUUAAAGCAACAAUUCAGAUGGAUAGGGAGGCAAGUGUAGAUUUCAUUGCCAAGAUUGCUGUAGAUCUUACUAAACAGACGGAGGAACAGAUGGAUGAGUGGCAUCUAUCAGAAUGUCGUACAAUGAACCAUUCUCCCGUCUCUCAGACCACAUACGGACCCACUCAUAGCAAACCAAAAUCGGCCGAUUCACAGAUUGAAACUGAUUGUCAGUCUUCAAUGCAGAUCCAACGACCAGUGGAUGCACACAAAAUUGUGUCUUCCACUGCUGAACACAUUUCUGCUAAUGAAACAAAUCGUUAUGAAUGUUUCACCCCGCAGACCAACUCUGGAUCAAUGCAAUCUCUACCUACCUGUCCCCAAAUGAGCCCUGUUGCGAAACAAGUAAAGGCUAAAGAAAAACAACUAAACUUUGCUGUUAACGUUCAGAGGCAAUCACAUGGAAAUAUAGUGACACACCAGACUCCCAUUGACUGCAGAAGAGCAAUGGUUUCAUCCACGUCCUUUAGGUUUAGUGAGAAGGCACUACAGCACCAGGAGAACACCAUACCAGCAAACUCGGUGAAAGCUGUGUUAGAUAUGUCUGCCAAGAUGAAAGGCCUGCCAAAGCAACUAACAGUGCAACCAAAAGAUCCAGAUACAGCCUGUAAAGCACUAUCCUUGACUAAGAGAAAACCUCUCAGUUCUGAUAGAACACUCAAGAGUCCAAGUCGUCAUGAGUCUCUUGAUCUGUCAUAUCAAGAAGUACCAGAGAUCUUAGGGCAGCAAACACAGAAUAUUCAUCUCCUCCGUUAUGAGGGUUACCAUUCUCAUCUUAAAGAUAAUCAAGACUGUUCAGUGAAGAGAGAGGAUGUUUUACCAGGCAAUCGCAGCAUAAUGUCACUUCAUCUGUGUCAUUUAAGUAAAUCUACCGAGCACAAAACCACAGCACCAGCCAAUGCAGUGAAGGCUACACUUGACAUGUCUUCAAAAUCAGUCAAUUUAGCAAAGGUAGUUCCUGACAUAAGAGCAGAUGAUGUACUGACCAAAGGUAUAAACUUAACAAGAGGCAAGCCCACUGCCCGCGAGCUUGCACGGAAAAACUCUGUUGGCGUUCCACUCAUUAAAGAGCUUCCUUCUCAAGAAUCUCAUGACUGGAUUCCACAUCAGGAACCGUCUCUGCAGAGGACAACUACUGUCCCUCUGUGGUUAAAUCGUAACAACUCACUGCCGCCAACGACAGUUCCAACAUGUCAAACGUCUACUUCAGUUGGUCUUGAAAGAGGUGCUCCACUGGAUAUGUCACCCAAGCCAUCCCAGACCGCACCUGGAACAAGAGAGUCCGAUUCCAGUCUUGAUGAAGCUGUUUCGCUGAUCAAUAAGCCAAGUGCAAGAGUGGCUGCUAGAAAGGAUUCUGUUGGUCUUCCUCUUGUAGUUGAACUAACACAGCAAGAACCCACCUGCCGUAAGCUACCUCAACGUGUUUUUAAAGUAGAUCCAGCUCAAGAAGGAAUGAUAACCUUGAGUGGCAUUAACAAAACCAAGACACUGCAUAGGCAGAUGUCCACCUGCCAUAGUAAUGAGGCAUUCUCCUCCUCAAAGACCAAGUUCCAGUCUGUGCAACAGCAAAAUAAGCAGUGGACUUCUCUGCCAAAGACAGUGUGA